This is a messenger RNA of Prorocentrum cordatum, 2268 nucleotides long. Lineage: Eukaryota; Dinophyceae; Prorocentrales; Prorocentraceae. The record is from the annotation of a GenBank genome assembly.
AUGUCCAAUGCUUCCCAGAGGGCCAGGUCGGAGCCGCGGGCCAAGGGCGGCGGCAAGGCCAAGGGCAAGGGAGUUGGCAAAGCGGGCAAGACCAACGCCAGCGGCUCGAACCCCUUGGACUACGUCCGCUGUGCGCACUGCUCGUACAAGAGGAACUUCAAGUCUAGGGCCGAGUGCUACAAUUGCAAGAAGGCGCUCAAGCCUGCCGUCGUGGACGGGGCCGCGCGGCCAUGGGCGGCGGCUUGGUCCUUCGUGCGGAAGCCGUGGGUGGCGCACGACGAGGCCUGGUAUGCCGGCCCGCCGCCAGCGGCCAGCCCUCCCUCCGACGCCGAGUGCCUCGCGGCUUUGGCGGCGCGGCACCCUGAGCAGUGCCAGCAGCUGGAGGCCCUCAAGUUGGCGGUCGCACCGCCCGUUGUGGCCACGGUGCUGCCCGACGUGGCCCUCAACCGUGCGCAGGCCAAGCAGCGGAGGGCUCAGGCCACCUUUGCUGCCAAGACCCGGCAGGUCCGCGACGCCGAGCAGUGGCUCCAGGCUUGCCGCGAAGAGGAGCUGCGCGCGGGGGAGGCACUCAUGGCGUGCAACCUGGAAGUGGAGGACGCCUACAAGGCCGCCGCGCCCAAAGGUAUCCAGGUGCAGGCGCAGGCGGAGCAGCAGCAGCCAGGAGUUGAACCCAAGCCAAUCGUCGGGCUCAACGUCACGGCGCUGUUGGCGGAGGACUUCCAGGUCGAAGCGGGCGACGCCUUCAAGCUCGACGAUCCCGACUUGGACAUCACAGAUGCCGAGCGUGAGGAGUUCAGCAGGUCCCUGCAGAGCUUCGUCGACCAGGUCAAGCAGCACGUCCGCACCACGUUUGGGGACGCCAAGGCGCAGCUGGAGCAGAGCCGCAGCGAGAUCGACGCCAUGCAUCAGCUGCUUCUCGCCAGGACGCAGCCCCUGGGCAGCCACCUGGGGACGGUGCUGCUGCUGCUGGUGCUAGCCUUGCUGAGCCACCCAGCCUGCGCGGCCCAGAUGGCCCAGCCAAGCUGGAGCAGCUCGGGCGAGAGCUGGCCCAAGCCACACCCGUCCCAGCGGACGUCACUGCGUGAGCCUCCCACGUGGUGCCCAGGAGGUGAGCCAGGGGCCAGGCCCAGCGCGCCACGGCUGGCCCGCAUGGGCAGGCGCGAGCAGGGCAUCCUGGCCACCCGCAGGCGGCGCAGGGCGAGGCGGUGGUGCCUCGCACCGCGCCUGGGAGCCUCCCCUCAGGACAGCCGCCAUUGGAACUCGGUCUCCUACAUCUUCCACCAGCGGGGCUCCCUGGAGUACACCGACAUGCUGGACGACCUGGCGGCAGCCCCAGGCAGCGGCGCGCGCACCGCAGAGAGGGGGAGUUUCGCUCAGGAGUUGUGCGACGAUGCUUGGAGUCGUCCGUGGAGCAUCGUCUACAGGCGACUUCUACGGCAGAGCGUGGAUGACUGGCAGGCAGCUGAGGAGGCCGCCAACGAGAAGGAGGCCAACCACAGCAUGGUCUGGGACGCCAACCUACAGUGCUGGAGCCUCCUUACCGCCCAGGCCCCCCAGUUCGCCAAGGGCCCACUGUCCCCAGACGACGGUUCCCAUCGGCAGUCCGUGACGCUGGAGGCCCAGGAGCCCGGCCCCGGCCACGACCCUGCUGGAGGAGGCUGCCUGGAUGUUGACGGGCAGAGCGAGGCGAACUUGACGGCCAUCAGCGAGGACAGCGGUGGCAGGCCAUACCAGCCACCAGCAGCAGGGGCACGGAAGGGUUCCCGACGGCGGCGCAGCAACAGGCCCUUCACCUUCCACAGCCUCAACGCCAGCCUCAGUUGGGGUAACGGCGUGGCGUGCCUCCAGGGCGCGGCAGACCAGCAGAGGUCCGAGGGCAGGUUUCUGUUCAAGGCUUUCCAGGAUCACGGCAAGCGACACUUGUGGGCCGAGGAGAGCGCGAGGGUGCACCAGCUGGGAUGGAGGGCCCUGCCAGUUCCAGCCGCCCACGGACCGAGCGGGCGCGACUCGGUGGGCGUCUUGCAUGCUGUGCCUGCAUGUGUCAGCGUCACUCUUGCGCCCGAGCAGCGACACUGGGGCAUCUCUCCCCCAGGAGGUGCGGGCAGGCUUUGGGUGGCCACGAUCGAAGCCAAACACAGUGGCGAGCUCUUGCUCUAUAGUGCUUACUGCGUUACUGGUCAGAGGUUUUCGCCUGUGGGCAACGUGGCUAGUUUGGCCGGUUUCGUCGUGUGGGUGGUCAAGCUCCAGCUACCUUUGAUCGGCGUCGCG